This is a messenger RNA of Fusarium oxysporum Fo47, 3015 nucleotides long. RefSeq names its product UV-endonuclease UvdE-domain-containing protein. The transcript has 6 exons. Gene Ontology annotation, cellular component: mitochondrion; nucleus. The record is from RefSeq and is a predicted model, not a curated record. Gene Ontology annotation, biological process: mitochondrial DNA repair; peptidyl-lysine methylation; nucleotide-excision repair. The coding region runs from base 1 to 3015 and encodes 1004 amino acids. NCBI's taxonomy places the organism in Eukaryota, Fungi, Ascomycota, Sordariomycetes, Hypocreales, Nectriaceae. Gene Ontology annotation, molecular function: protein-lysine N-methyltransferase activity; protein binding; endonuclease activity.
AUGCCUGAUGCUCCCAGGAGAAGCAGUCGAAGAAUAAAGGAUGCUGCCGAACGGCCAAAGUCAGACACGGAUCCAAUGAAAGCUGCUGAUCCAAAGAAAGCAAAGGCUGUCUGGGAUACAGGCGAAGGUGUUGAAGAAGCUAUGCGCGAGCUGAGCGAGAUGGAGCAAAAGCUACAGACUGUCGUCAGAACACAACGACUUGCAGUCGAGUCCUCAGAUCUUCAAGUCAAGAAAGAAGCCGCCAACGAACCUGAUAUUCGACCGAAAAUGUACUCGCCGAACAAGGAUACUGUUGUUCCUCGAGGCAACUUGGAAGGAAAGUCAAAAGUUGUUAACUCUGUACCACUGGAUGAGUACGACGCCGAACUCGCUGCUGGCGAUGUCGCUGAUGCCAAAGAUGAAGACGACGGCAUGGACCGCGGUGCCAACAGGCCUCCCCCUGUCAACAGUGAAACUCUUCCUCUACCAUGGAAAGGAAGGUUGGGAUAUGCCUGCCUAAAUACAUACUUGCGCAAUGCAACUCCGGCCGUCUUUUCCUCGAGGACCUGUCGCAUGGCCUCCAUCAUUGAACAUCGACACCCGUUAACAAACCCUGAUGAACCAGAACACCCUACCAAGAACCGACCAGACAAGAACAAACCCGCAGACCACGAACGAGGACUCAAAUAUGUACAAGAAUUGGGACUGGCGAAUGCAAGAGAUAUUGUCAAAAUGAUUCGAUGGAAUGCUAAGUACGGCAUCAGAUUCAUGAGACUGAGUAGUGAGAUGUUUCCAUUUGCAAGUCAUCCAGAACAUGGUUACAAGCUAGCGCCCUUUGCGUCAGAGGUGCUGGCAGAAGCUGGCAAAGUAGCUGGAGAGCUGAAUCAUCGUCUAACGACACAUCCUGGACAAUUUACACAGAUUGGUUCUCCACGCAAAGAAGUUGUUGCCGCUGCCAUGCGCGAUCUGGAAUAUCACGAUGAGAUGCUUACUCUACUCAAACUUCCCGAACAGCUUGACCGCGAUGCUGUCAUGAUCCUGCACAUGGGUGGCACUUAUGGCGACAAGCAAGCAACCAUUGACCGAUUCAAAGAGAACUAUGCCAAGCUUUCAGACAGUGUCAAGCGACGAUUGGUGUUGGAAAACGAUGAUGUCGCAUGGAGUGUUCACGAUCUGUUGCCUGUUUGCGAAGAACUCAACAUUCCUCUGGUGCUCGACUACCACCAUCACAACAUCAUAUUCGACCCAUCGAUAAGAGAAGGUUCCCAAGACAUUAUAAGCCUUUACGAUCGCAUCAAAGCUACCUGGACCAAGAAGGGAAUUACCCAGAAAAUGCAUUACAGCGAGCAGACUUCCAGUGCAGUCACACCAAGAGAUCGUCGCAAGCAUUCCGCCAGAGUCAAAACUCUCCCACCAUGUGCCCCCGACAUGGAUCUAAUGAUUGAAGCCAAGGAUAAGGAGCAAGCUGUUUUUGAACUAAUGCGAACUUUUAAACUGCCAGGUUGGGAUACUUUUAACAACAUUGUACCAUAUGAACGACCAGAUGAAUCACGAAAAGCCGUCAAAAAGAAGGCAAAGAAGGGCAAAAAAGCAAACGGCGUCAACGGAGAAGCGAAGGAUGACAUUGAAGUACCUGAAAAGAUUAUGGGUUCUACGAAUUUUGACGGAACGAGCGAAAGCUUUUUGCGCUGGUUCAAGUCUUUGCCAGAUGCUACAUUCUCCGACGCCAUUAAAAUUGUUGAUCUUCGUGAUCGCAAUGCUGGUCGUGGUAUAAUCGCUCUCGAGGAUAUCCCUGCGGAAACAACUCUAUUUACCAUUCCGAGAAAAGGAAUCAUCAAUGUUGAAACUUCGGAGCUGCCAAAAAAGAUUCCAGAUGCUUUUGAUCUCGACAAGCCUGAUGACGAUGAUGCACCAGGACUGGAUUCAUGGAGUUCGCUUAUCCUCAUCAUGAUUUACGAGUAUCUACAGGGCGAAAACUCCAAGUGGAAGCCUUAUUUCGAUGUUCUUCCUUCGUCAUUUGAUACGCCCAUGUUUUGGUCUGACAAUGAGCUUGACCAGCUUCAAGCCAGUCAUAUGCGACACAAGAUCGGCAAGGCUGAUGCCGAAAAUAUGUUCCAAAAGACACUGCUUCCCAUUAUUCGAAGCAACUCUGAGAUUUUCAACGCCGGAAACAAGACUGAUGCAGAGCUUAUCGAGAUUGCCCACCGGAUGGGCAGCACCAUCAUGGCGUAUGCUUUCGACCUUGAAAAUGACGAGGAGGAAGAGGAGGAGGCAGAUGGUUGGGUUGAAGACCGAGACGGAAAGUCGAUGAUGGGAAUGGUACCAAUGGCGGACAUUCUGAAUGCCGACGCCGAGUUCAACGCUCACGUCAACCACGAAGAGGAGAGUCUCACCGUGACCAGCUUGAGGCCCAUCAAGGCGGGCGAAGAGAUUCUCAACUACUAUGGUCCUCACCCGAACUCGGAGCUCCUAAGAAGAUACGGAUACGUUACCGAGAAGCAUUCUCGUUAUGAUGUUGUCGAGAUUCCUUGGGACAUUGUCGAGUCAGCUCUGACCUCCAACUUUGGCAUCCCAGGUCAAGUCUUGGAGCAGAUUCGUGGCGCUCUCGAAGAGGACGAAGAAUUUGAAGACACAUUCGUUUUGGAGCGAGAAACAGGCGAGGUCAACUCGGAUGGCACUUUUGCCGAGCCCGCUCGAUUCGAAAGCAUGCCCGAAGAUCUCCAAGAACAACUCAAGACAUUCCUCAAAGGUAUCAAGAAAGCACAGCCCGAUGCUAUCCCUGACAAGCGAAAGAGAGACGAGAUCCACCAAGCUGUACUGGCCAAGACACUGGAGGCUCUGGUAGCAAGAUACCCAACGAGCAUUUCCGAAGACGAAAACCUACUCAAGCAGGACCUCAACCAACGAACUCGCAUGGCUAUUGCCGUCAGACUUGGAGAGAAGAAGCUACUUCAAGAAGCCAUUACUGCAUCUUCUGGAGACGUUGAGAUGACAAUGGACGACGAAUCUGGACCAGCCAAGCGUACAAAGCGAUGA